CUGGAUAAAGUAUAUGAGGGAAGGCUACAGUGUACGACUGGUGUGGAAGCUACUGAGGACAUGACGUACGUCAUUUCUCAGUGAUUAUGAAGAUAUUAGAGGCGACCUGAAGCCUAGAUGGUGGUCGUUCCUGUGUGAACUCUGUGAUAUUCCUUCAAAUGGAGGGAAGGAAGUAGGUGUUUCUGUGUGAAGCCUGUCAGGCGACUUCGUGUACUGAAGUGAGGACUGAAAGAAGCUGUGAGAGACUGUCCUAAAGGAUUUUGUUGGACGACCAAGAGUAACGCCAUCUAGGAGCGCCCUCACGUCCUAGAAUUCUGCGGUGUUUUUCAUGACAAUUCUGGACGUAAAACUGAAAAUUGAGUUGGCAACAGUGGCCGAGUACCAACAUCUCUUGAGACUAACCGCUGUCAACAACACGCGGCGGACCUGACGCUCCACCCGGGUGCCUGGCUUGUUUACGUUCUCUGUGUGCUUAUCUAACAGUGCCAAGCAUCUGUCAACCUGCUUGUUUUUUAUCGCCAACAGUAAACGUAUAGCCUCCAGGCUUCGAGUUUUUCCCUUUACAAGGGAACGACCGAGAUACAUAAGGUCCCGUGUUGUAGCUGCUUCCAUCCCCACAACAACAUCUCUCUUCCCAGCGGAAUAUCAUCUCUCGUCAGUUUCACACUUAAGGGAAUGCCGAGUCUUCGCGGGUAUGACUUUUGGCGGGAAAAGCUGCGAGGAGCCCGGCUGGCGGUGGCGCCUAUGGUGGACGCGUCGGAACUGGCAUGGCGACUACUGUCUAGACGUUACGGUGCAGAGUUGUGCUACACGCCCAUGCUGCACGCCCACGUCUUCGUCAAGGAUGCCAGGUACAGGCGGGAGAAUCUUGCCUCCACCCUCAACGACCGCCCACUUAUUGUCCAGUUCUGCUCGAACGACCCAGACACGUUCGUGGAGGCGUGCAGGCUGGCGGCGCCCUUCUGCGACGCCGUUGACCUUAACCUCGGCUGCCCACAAGCCAUCGCCCGCCGGGGACACUACGGGGCCUUCCUCCAGGAUGAGUGGGACCUGGUCCGCACUAUGAUCGAACGUGCAUCAACAGAGGUUGAUGUGGCUAUCACAGCAAAAAUCCGGGUGUUUGAGGACAAGAUUAGGACUGUAGAAUAUGCCAAGAUGCUGGAGCGUGCUGGUGCCUCACUUCUCACUGUGCAUGGCCGCACCAGGGACCAGAAGGGACCGCUCACAGGCCUUGCCUCCUGGCCACAUAUUAAAGCGGUCAAAGAAGCAGUGAGUGUGCCUGUGUUGGCCAAUGGCAACAUCCAGUAUCAGGCAGACGUGGAACGCUGCCUUUCUGACACAGGUGCUGAUGGUGUUAUGAGUGCAGAAGGAAACCUGCACAACCCGGCCCUCUUCACUGGCACUCACCCACCUGUCUGGCAUGUUGCUCUUGAGUACCUUCAGCUGGCCAUACAGUACCCCUGUCCAACAAGUUAUGCUCGAGGACAUGUCUUCAAGCUCCUUCAUCACUGUCUGAGUUUGUGUGAAAACUUUGACCUCCGCUACCGACUUUCCAAGACGUCUACGGCAGAAGAGAUGGUGGCUGUAGUGGAGGAUCUCAAGGCCCGGAUGACUCCCUAUAGCACUGGGGAGAAGGCUUGGACUCCAGACCCAGGUAGUGAGCAGUCACGUCUGCCUAUGCCUCCUUGGCUGUGUCAGCCCUAUGUUCGCAUCCCUCCAGAGGAACACCUUAAAAAAAUCCAGGAAAGUGAGCGACGUGUUCAAGAAAAACAACAGCAACAGCAAGAGAAAGCAGUAACAGACAAAGAAGAUGGGGAAUGUAGCGGAGGGAGUGAGCUAAGCAAACGACCAAUGGUAGAUGAAUCUGAGGAGGUGGAUUUGUCCAAAAAGAAGAAGAAAAAGAUGGCAAGAAAUCCAAGAAAAUCAUUUGAGCCAGUUGACCCAUAUGAGAAGUGUGGGUGCAAAAACCCAAAGGGUGGACGGUGUGUACAUGGACUUUGCCGUGCCUGCUGCAGAGUCAAGUGCUACACCGAAGGCCUCGACUGCCCUGGCCACCGUAUACUUGUUAAGACCAAGCGAGAGAAGGCAGCUAUAUACUAUGCACAGUUGAAGUUGAAGCAAGAGGAGCAUCAGGGAAAAGAGAGGGUAAUAUGGCGAUCAGUAGCAGACAAGCUGCAGUUUCUUCCAGAAGAAUCAGAAGUAUCUGUGACCCAGGGAUGCCUUCCUCAGGAGCAGACAUGCGCUACCUCACACCUGUCUGCACAAUCUUUGCAGCACUUAUCCGCAGCAAAUAGUGAUGAAGGUGUAAUUCUAGAGAUAAGUGCAGUAAAUGACAUUGAAAAAAUCACCAGUGAAGAUGAAGUUAAUAAAUGUACCUCAGUGUGUGACAAGAUAACGAAAGAUAUUCAAGGAAAUCUUUCAUGUUACAAUCAGGCUCAUGACACCACUCAUCAUAGUUAUAACCGUAAAUCAAAUUCUGCAACUUGACAGUAUUUUUCUUCACAGUACAAAGCUUAUUUGUAUAUUUGUUUUUUAAACAACUAAAGUUUAAAACUUG
Molecule: messenger RNA, 2557 nt
Organism: Procambarus clarkii (red swamp crayfish)
Lineage: Eukaryota; Metazoa; Arthropoda; Malacostraca; Decapoda; Cambaridae
Product: Dihydrouridine synthase 1
Biological process (GO): protein targeting to membrane; tRNA processing; peptidyl-L-cysteine S-palmitoylation
Cellular component (GO): endoplasmic reticulum; Golgi apparatus
Molecular function (GO): protein-cysteine S-palmitoyltransferase activity; flavin adenine dinucleotide binding; tRNA dihydrouridine synthase activity
Source: RefSeq, a predicted model, not a curated record